Messenger RNA from Pararge aegeria (speckled wood butterfly), 2835 nucleotides. RefSeq names its product ADP-ribosylation factor-like protein 13B. The record is from RefSeq and is a predicted model, not a curated record. Gene Ontology annotation, cellular component: ciliary membrane; non-motile cilium. Lineage: Eukaryota; Metazoa; Arthropoda; Insecta; Lepidoptera; Nymphalidae. Gene Ontology annotation, molecular function: GTPase activity; GTP binding. Gene Ontology annotation, biological process: receptor localization to non-motile cilium; non-motile cilium assembly. The transcript is spliced from 6 exons. The coding region runs from base 134 to 1621 and encodes 495 amino acids.
AAAAGUUGUGUUUACGAAUUCGCGAAUGGCGGCGGGCGUGAAUUUUAAAGGUUUUUUGUAAAAAUUGCAAUGUAAAAGUGUCAUAACGUGAAAAUUGUGUGUUUUUUUCAGUUAAUUUGUGUUUAUUAAUACUAUGGGCAAUUGUUUCGGGUUUCGUAGGCGUGGUUUGCGUCGGCACAUCGUUCUAAUACUCAUCGGUUUAGACAACGCGGGCAAAACGAAAACUAUUAAUAAUUUAGCCGGAGAAAAGGACGAUAAAGUUUUACCUACAGUUGGUUUUAAGGCGGUUAAUCUGAUACAUAAAGACACACCUGUGACGAUAUACGACUUGGGUGGCGGGCCACACUUUCGUCAAAUCUGGCCCCAGUAUUACAGCGAGGUACACGGAGUGAUUUUUGUCAUCGAUUCAAGUGAUUUCACAAGGCUGGACGAAUGCAAAGCUGUAUUGGAAGAGGUGUUAUCGCAUGACAAAAUAUCUGGUAAACCAGUUCUGGUGCUGGCGAACAAGCAAGACAAAGCUGGCGCCUUGGAUGACAUCGAUGUGGUGGAGAAACUCAAUGUAGAACCACUGGUUAACAGGUACAGAUGCCCGACCCUUGUGGAGUCAUACAGCGCCCGUCCCGAUUCGACCACGAAAAAACCCAAAAUAGACCCCGGCUUGCGCAAAGGCUACCACUGGCUGUUGAACUACAUCGUGAAGCGCUAUGGUGAUAUAAACUUGCGCGUACAAACAGACAUACACGCGGAACUUGAGAGGCGCAAGCGCAUGUUGAACCGCGCUUCCAACAGGGCUUCGCAGACUUUCACAGCCAACAGCGACGACAUAGCAACCCAGACCGGUUUCGAAAACCCCAAUUACGACAUGAAUAAGUCCACAAAGUCCUGCGAAAAUGAGACCAAAAAUCUAGACAGGGGCCUGAUACACGUUAAGCCGAUCAAGAAACCCAAUAGUCUAGACUCCACGAUAACGGUAGAAAGUGUGGACGAUUCCGAUCGAACCAGUGAUGCCAAACCAAAACUGUCGCCCUUAUUCGGUAGGGUAAGUGAUACUACAAAUGAGACGGUAAGGAUAGAGUUGGAGCCGAGGAACGAGUAUAGAAAGCUAUCUCCGAUCGUCAGAAAGAAGAGUGCUCCGAAUCAUAUAGAUUUCAAAAACCGGCCGCAGUCUAGUCCAACAUUUGUGAGGAAUAAGCUCUCGCAUUCCAAGAACACAUCAAUCGAAGAGGAGCCGAAGGACGCAACAUACGUCGGCGACGGGACUCGAACCUUGGACCCCGCGGUCGACUUCAAGCACCGCGUGCUUGUCAGCGAUGCAGAGCUGGCUUUGAUGCAUCGAGAAAUAGUGUUGACUGAACGAGCAGAGCACACGAGCAAAGCAACAUCGUCAGACAUAGUACCCGGCGCGACCACUCUACCGCUCAGCGUCCGCCCCGCAUCGGCCUCCCAGCUGCUGCGAAGACAGCUCGAGAUCUGUCCCGCCCACCACAAGCGGCGGCUGAGUCUACGCUAUAUGCAACGCAACAAAACAAGUCCGGAACGCAACACUAUGCUCAUGUACGAGCCGAAAGCGCAGAGACAUCUCGAUAAGGGUGACUUUGAACAAUCCACCGCGAUUAAUUGAAAUUUUUAUCUGUUCUUAUCGUAAAUGUUGUUAUUGUGAUUGAUUCCCGGUUUCUGAAACGCUAAUCAUUGAUCAUAUUAGCGAAUGUUUCUAUUAAUCAUAGUCAUUGUAUUAUAUUUCUAUUUCUGUUAUUUUUUUCUGUCGUUUAUUAAAAGUGCAUUCAUUGAUUCAUGUGUCUGAGUAAAGGAUACAGAGGAAUUAAGAGCUAAGCGACGUUCUUCAAAUAAGAGCUGUUAAUCGUUUAUGGCUUCAUAAUUAGGAUACUAAAAAGGCGAUUCAAAGAGAUUUUUUUGUUCUUUUUUAAUUUCUUAUGUAAAAGAGAGAUGUGAGGUCUAUAAUUAUUUUACUAUUUUGAUCAAAAUUAACUUUGUUUUUUGUGACCAUCUUUUUUUUUUGAACGUUAGUUUGAUCAGCGUUUCUAGAGUAGGUUAUCUUGAUUUAUAUCUGAAAAAAUGUGCUUUAGUAAAUAAGAUACGUUGUAUUUUAAGUUUCUGCAGUAACAUUCAGAUGUAGCAAGCAGUUCAAGUGCUUAUUUGAAUUUUGUUUUGAUCAGACUUUCGGAAAUCGGGGAUGUUGAUUUAUUUUUAUAGAAAUGAAAUUGUUGAAAAUUACACACGUUGUAUUCAUAAUUUUUAGGUAGAUACAUAAUAUAGUAAAAGUCAUAUGUUUAUAUAGAUAAGGACCGAAGUUUGUUAUACGUGAACAUUAUUGAGAUGUUAUGAUGCUACAGAGGGUAAGUUUUCAAGUUACACCUACUUCUUAUUAAUUUGUCCUUCCGUCCUUUUAGUCAACUUGGCUAGGGUCAAAUGUAUUAUAACAUCUCAAUGAUUUGCAUAAAUGAAAUUUGCACUGUCGCGUAUCUAAACACUGUAACCUCAUAGUAAAAUGGGCUUAGUCAACCUUGUUUUAUAGUUUAUAUUCAUCAACACUUCUAUUGCUGGUCUUUAGGCGAGGACGUUUGUUAGACAAAUAUCAGCAGUACAGGAGAUAGAACUAUUACAAAAGAUGUGCUACAGAAAUCCGUAUGUUUAAAAGUAGGCCAAUUUUACUUUAAUGGUCGAGACUAAAAGCGAAUAUGAUUAUUAUUUGCGUGCAAAUUUCAUAUAUUGGUAUAUAAGGGUACUGGACUCUACACUAGUGGUUCCUAGUAUUCCUAUAUUAUAAUAAUACUUAUGUACACGCUUUGGAAGUUAUACUUCUUCGGCGUAACAAGA